Molecule: messenger RNA, 9205 nt
Organism: Nematostella vectensis (starlet sea anemone)
Lineage: Eukaryota; Metazoa; Cnidaria; Anthozoa; Actiniaria; Edwardsiidae
Product: phospholipid-transporting ATPase ABCA1-like
Exons: 46
Coding region: 438-7895 (2485 amino acids)
Biological process (GO): transmembrane transport; lipid transport
Cellular component (GO): intracellular membrane-bounded organelle; membrane
Molecular function (GO): lipid carrier activity; ATP binding; ATP hydrolysis activity
Source: RefSeq, a predicted model, not a curated record
GGAAAUAAACAUAAUCGAGGGUCGUCGAACCGAAAAGCGAAAAGCGACGACGGAAGAAUAUGAAAUGCUUGAUUAUGUAAUGCAUGCCCCUAAAGCUCCUUCGUCAUACCUUUGGGAAUGAAGGACUGAAAGCUAUAAAUAUUGCAACGAAUACUACCUUAAAGGAAUUGUGUACACAAACAAGGUUGUCGAAAACUCAUCUUCAUCGAAAAAUAUUAGUAAGCGUAUCAUUUUUAUGACAGCGACCUACGUGUUUUACCAUCAACAAGAAAACAUUUCACGAGUUCUGACCCCGAUUUACUCCGAGCUGUGGAUACUAGAUGCAAGAUUACCAUUGAUCUGACGUUAGGUUUAUUUUAACGGGAAAAGCAACGCGAAGAUCUUUGCUUGAUUUCGGUCCCUAUCUUGGCCCCUUUGGCCCUCGGUGACCCAGCAGAAUGAAGUUCUUUACACAACUCAAACUACUACUUUGGAAGAAUUUCACGCUUCGCAGACGACAAACGCUAAGGAAUGUCAUAGAGCUGGUAUGGCCUUUAGUGCUUUUCUUCAUUCUCGUUGCUGUCAGAUUCAGGAGGGAACCAGAAUACAGGUCAAACUCUUUUUAUCGACCAAGAGCACUCCCCUCUGCUGGCUUGCUGCCAUUUGUCCAGUCUUUUCUCUGUGAUUACAGAUCCAGUGGAUUACCGUACCCAUCUACAAAUCUUCCUGACAUUCAAAGCUCAAGCUUAGCCAAAUUCUUGGAGGAUGCACUUCCAAUGAUUGGGAACAGCACUGUAAGAGAUAGAUUCCUCCGUCUGAAUCAGGAUCUGCAGAACUACAUGAGAGACAGAGACCAGCUGAAUGAGCUUCAAAGAAGAUAUUCCCAGCUCAGCCAAAAUAUGACAGGUCUGGAGCUUACAAGGUUUUUACGUGACCCAGAUGGAUUCCGUGAAUACCUCUUGAAUGUCACACAACUUGACCCAGAAGUUGUCUCACAGUUGCUGAACUCUACUAUCAACAUUACUAUGAUAUAUGGUACUCUGGACCAGGGAAGAUCCUUUCUCCCGAGCCUAACAUCAACACCAUUAUCGUUGGAUGGUGCCCGCCAGCUUUACGGCCUCUUGGGAAACCUUGGGCAGGGGUCGCUGGAGGUGCAGUGGCUUUUGUGGUAUUAUGAGAACAGAAACCUUAUCAACCGGGCUCUGUCUCAAAAUGAUAGUACAGCAGCCGGUGAAUUGUCUCGGAAGAUUCUGUGUGAUAACAGCUUUCCACUGGACAUAAACAGCAUUAUAACACCCCCUCAAGGCAACAUGAGCUCUAUCCGAAAUGCUCUUUGUGAUUUGGAUAACACUGCACUCCAAGACGUUGCAAAUGAGCUACGAUCACAGCUUCAAUGGCCCAACAUCACAGACCUCGACCAACUGCGUAAUUUGACUUUCUUGAAUGAGACCAGAUUGUUUCUCAUGCAGACAUUAACUGUCGAUCUUGCAAACUUGGCAGCCGAUGUCUCGGCCCUACAGUCAUUUGAGACUGUCAUUCUGGAUUACUUGAUGCUGGCAGAUGACAUGGCAUCCCAGGGUGGCUUCCGGGGGGUGCUUUGUGGCCAGCGGCAGAUGCCAGACAGAUCAGCUGUCAACAAAACUCAAGGACUUAACAGUUCGCAGUCGUCACAGAAUGGUGUUCGGCAGGCAUAUGCUGUUUUAUUGAACAUGACGCUGAGCCAACAGCAAAAUAAUGAGAGCCAAAUGCUCCCUAUGCUUACCUCUACCACGUGCCAGUCACUAAUUGGCAAGGAAUACAGGGAAUACCAGAGUAUACUGGCAAAUGAUUCAAUCAACCAAGGCAAAGACCAGUGUAACGUGAUUGACCCGUUUAUGCGUGUGGACUGUGGCUGGCCAGGGAUCUCGCCCUCGACUUGUCGCCAGAUGGGAUGCUGCUUCGAUUCGAGUGUUGAGAAAACUCGCUUCUGCUUUUUCAAAGUUGAUAAAGCCCAGUGUGGAUGCGUGGUAAACACAUUUGUUCGGCGAUCAUCGGGUGCAAGUGGUGAGCCUGGCCAGGGUAGUGCUGACUCUGGCUUUAUCCAACUGGCGCAGCUUUUCCUUAAGGGCGAGAUUCUCUACACACCAGACAACAACAACACACAACAGAUCAUCAACGAGAUCAAGAAUUCGUUUUCAGACGUUCAGUCACUUGAGCAAUUUGCUGAAUGGUGGUUAAACAACUCUGACGCUAUCAGGAUAAGCGUGCUACAAGCCAGUGAAUAUCUCAACAAUCUGCCUUUUGGCAACAGGUCACAGCAGCUGUCUCGUCAAGGCAACAUGUCUCAGCUUGUUAAUGGUAACGCCAGUUUUCCUGGUAACAUGUCCAGACAAAACCUGACAGUGGUGCUUGAUGGCUUGUAUAACUCGUUCAGUGAGAUGGUGACGGCAUAUAAGUGCAUCCAGCAUGAGUACUUCAUGCCUUAUUCAGACGAAGAGUCACUCGUUAGGCGGGCCAUCAACACUUCUGCCACGCCAGUCAUAGCAAGUCUAGUAUUCGAAAAUGUUGAUUCGGGCGCGGAAUUGCCAAAGCACAUCAAAUAUAAGAUCCGACAAGAUGUUGACUUCACUCCAAGAACCGACCGAAUACGCGACUGGUACUGGCGGCCCGGUCCUAAUGGAUGGUUCUCCAAACAGGGAUACAUGAAUUUCGGUUUCGUGUUCCUACAAGACAUGAUAGACCGCGCACUUUUGACAAUAUCCUUCAAUGAAACGGUGUUUGAGCCUGGUACUUACGCCCAGAUGUUUCCUUACCCAUGCUACAUACGCGACAGGUUCGUGUUUUAUAUUGGUGGGACUAUGCCGCUCUUCAUGACUCUCGCGUGGAUUUACACGGCGGCCAUGAUCAUAAAGAGUAUCGUUUACGAGAAGGAGAAGCGACUAAAGGAAGUCAUGAAGGUGAUGGGACUUGGUCGUACAGUGCACUGGGUUGCGUGGUUCAUCAACAGUGCGUCCACGAUGCUCAUCACCAUCAUAUUUCUCGUGAUCACGCUUAAGGCGGGCCGCAUCUUACAGCACAGUGACCCGUUCAUCAUCUUUCUCUUCCUGGUCGUUUUCAUGUUCGCCACCAUUAUGAUGUGCUUUCUUAUCAGCGUGUUCUUCUCUCGCGCUAACGUGUCCGCCGCAUGUGGAGGUAUCAUCUUCUUCGUCACCUACCUGCCUUAUACAAUGGUGCGCUGGUUCGAAGCCUUCAUGAACUCUUCUCAGAUUGCUGCAGCGUGCUUGUCUUCUACCACUGCGUUCGGCGUGGCGUGUAACUACCUCGCGCGGUACGAGGAGCAGGGCGUGGGCGCUCAGUGGAACAACCUGUACGCCAGUCCCAUCGCAGGGGACGAAUUCAGCCUGGGCUACGCCAUGGGGAUGAUGAUGAUCGAUGGCGUGCUGUACGCUCUUGCCACCUUCUACAUCGAAGCCGUGAUGCCAGGCCAGUAUGGCAUUCCUCGGCCUUGGUAUUUCCCGCUUCAGAAAUCCUAUUGGUUCCCCCAGAAGCCAGUUGUCAAUGAGAUGCCUCUUAACCAGACCCCACGAUCAAGUACGGCGACGUCUAGACAUUCGGCCUCACCAGAUAUGGACGACGUGGCCUUUUCCCCAGACGGUGCCACAAAUAAUGACGUUGCCAUGGAAACGGAACCGUCACAUCUUUCUAUGGGCGUUUCCAUUCGUAAUCUUGUUAAGAUCUACAAAGAGGGAAAAAAACUGGCCGUUGAUGGACUUAACCUUAACCUUUACGAGGGGCAAAUCCUGUCUUUUCUCGGCCACAAUGGUGCCGGCAAAACCACCACUAUGUCAGUCCUCACGGGGCUAUUCCCGCCGACUCACGGGACGGCACUGAUUAGCGGCUACGACAUCCGUACAGAUAUCGAUAUGGUGCGAAGGAACCUCGGCAUGUGUCCUCAGCACAACGUGUUGUUUGACUGUUUGACGGUUGAGGAGCACUUGUGGUUUUACGCGUCGCUUAAGGGCAUGGAGAAGUCGCGCAUUCCAGGAGAGAUUGAGAAGUUCUUAAAGGACGUCGGUCUGACCAACAAGCGUCACGAACUAUCUGCUAAUCUCUCAGGCGGCAUGAAGCGAAAGCUUUCCGUUGCCAUGGCAUUUGUAGCGGAGUCACGUGUAGUGAUCCUUGAUGAGCCGACCGCUGGCGUGGACCCGUAUGCUCGCAGGAGCAUCUGGGACCUCUUGCUCAAGUAUAAGAAAGAUCGUACAGUCCUCCUGUCUACUCACCACAUGGACGAGGCUGACGUGCUCGGAGACCGCAUCGCCAUCAUCUCUCAGGGGAAACUCCAGUGCUGUGGAACCUCGCUGUUCCUUAAGAGCCAUUACGGUAACGGCUACUACCUUACCCUCACUAAGAAAACCCCUGGUGACCUGGGCACUCCCUGGCCAAGUCGAACAGGCACCGCUGGGACCCUGGACUCUGUGGAACCCAUUCGACCAGGCACCGCCGGGACCCUUCGAGACGUCAAGCUUGAAGAUCUGACGGAGACAAACUCUAGCUCCACGGAUGAAGGACUGGGGCUUGACUCCGUAGACGCAUCAGAACGAGACAGUUUGGGAUCGAGGUCGAGUGACUCGGACCCAAUCUCAGACAGCGUGUUGGGUGAUUAUAGUGAUGUAUAUUGCAAUGAAAAGUCUGUGACGUCAUUCAUUAAGUCGCAUAUCCCUUCGGCUAGCCUUGUUGAGCACGUGGGCACGGAGCUUACGUAUGUGUUGCCUAGUCACGCCGCUAAGGAGGGCAAGUUCCAGGACAUGUUUGAGGAGCUGGACCGCAACCUUCACAAGCUGCACGUGGGCAGCUACGGCGUGUCAGACACCACCCUUGAAGAGGUGUUCCUCAAGGUGGCAGAGGAGGCCCAGUCCGAGGAAGCAGAUAAGGUAGCUGCCGAGGUUCCUGUCCGCCGAUCGAGUUUCCGGCGCCACCUUUUCCGUCGCUCACGUGUGCACACGCGCAUCCCUUCAGACAGGGCGGAGCUCCUUGAGGCCAUGGAAGUGGAACAUCGUCUCCACUCGCAUUUCUCCGUGCCUUCGCCCUUCUCCCCUUCUCUAUCUCCUUCUAUUUUGGUCCCUUCACCCUGUAUCGUAGACUCCAAGUUUCAGGACGUCACCAAACCCGCCAAAGUCGAAACGAGAAUCGCGAAAGCCCAAGGUGACUCCAAGAAUGAUUCCGUGGAUGGAAGCCUGGAGUUUGACGAUAGAGAGUCUGGUCUUGCGCUGCUGCUCCGACAGUUUUUUGCGCUUCUCGUGAAGCGUUUUCAUCACUGCCGUCGUAACCGCAAGGCGUUCAUCGCGCAGAUUAUACUACCCGCCGUGUUCGUAUGCUUGGCUAUGAUCGUCGCCCAAAUCCGACCCUUCUAUGAGAAGCCCGCCCUUGAGCUGACCCCUCACAUGUUCGUGAAAGAGGAACCUUAUGAGAACUACGUGUUGUAUGCCAAUGAUGACCCCGGGGAGCCCCUGGCACGCAAUCUGAGUGAUGCGUUCUUGCAGUACCCGGGCUUAGGAACUUGGUGCAUGUCAAACAACUGUUCUCGAAAGCCCAUCGCAUUUCAACCGUCACUCUCCCCCGUGCCUACCCCCUCACCGGACUGUGACUGUUCAGAGGCGAUGAACGUGUGCCCUGCCGGCGCCGGGGGUCCACCUCCGCCUACAUGGACAUCAUAUGAUGGUAACAUCAUCCAGAAGAUGAGCGGCAGAAACAUCAGUGACUACCUGCUUAAGACUUACAUGAAGUUUGUCAAGAAAAGGUAUGGCGGAUUGUCGUUUGGUGACAACUAUAACAACCUUCCAGCCAACGUACGUAAUUCUAGUGACCCAGCCAUACGAAGGCUAAUCUCACCUCGCAACGUCAAGAUCUGGUAUAACAACAAAGGGUACCACGCCCUGCCCGCUUUCCUAAACACCCUAUCCAACACAGUCCUACGCGCGAAGGCCAAGGCAAGGGGCCUAGACCCCAGCCAAUAUGGCAUCACUGCGUAUAACCAUCCAAUGAACUACACCAAAGAACAGCUCGACGACGAGACCUUUGUCAAACGUGCCGUGGACGUACUGGUCGCUAUAUGUGUGGUGUUCGCCCUGUCCUUCGUGCCCGCCAGUUUUGUAGUGUUCCUGGUCAGCGAACGAGUGAGCAAGGCCAAGCAUCUGCACCUAGUCAGUGGGGUCAAACCGUACAUCUAUUGGCUGGCAAACUAUGUAUGGGACAUGUGUAACUAUUUCAUACCUGCGAUGUUGUGCGUGUUCAUCUUCUUGGCGUUUGGCGACGAGUCCUACACGACGGCUAUGAACUUUCCACCAACCUUCUGCCUACUGUUACUUUACGGGUGGUCGAUUACUCCGCUCAUGUAUCCUGCGUCACACUUCUUCUCGGUGUCAAGUACUGCAUACAUCGUGCUCAUUAGCAUCAACUUAUUUGUCGGCAUCAACUGCACCCUCGCCACCUUCAUCCUCGAGCUCUUUGAAGAUGACAAGGAACUGACUGACAUCAAUACCGUGUUAAAGAGUGUCUUCCUCGUGUUCCCUAACUACUGCCUCGGCAGGGGACUUAUCGACCUCGCCAAGAACCAGUUCCUUGGCAUCUUCUCGAGAUUCGGAGUGAAUUUAACACGUGACCCCUUCAGCUGGGAUAUCACCGGCCGUAACAUUUUUGCCAUGAUUAUUGAGGGAUUUGUCUUCUUUACUCUCACGGUGCUGAUAGAGUACAGAUUCUUCAUCAAAUUAAGGCCUGUUAAGGUUGUUCUGAAACCCGUCGAAGAAGAAGACGAUGAUGUUCAACGAGAAAGACAGAGGGUCAACAGUGGUUUAGGCCACGCCACGGACGCCCUUCGGCUUAUGAACCUGACCAAGGUGUACAGGUCGCGUCGAAAGCGGAUUGUAGCUGUUGAUCGACUUUGCGUAGGAGUCCCCAAGGGAGAGUGCUUUGGCCUUCUUGGUGUGAACGGUGCAGGCAAGACGACGACGUUCAAGAUGUUGACGGGUGAUAUCCCUGUCACGUCUGGUGAGGGAUUCGUGGACGGUCACAGCAUUCUUAGCGACAUCAACGGUGCACACCAAAGUAUGGGCUACUGCCCUCAGUUCGACGCUCUUGAUGAUUUGCUAACUGCUAAGGACCACCUUCGACUAUAUGCACGGCUGAGGGGCGUGCCUGAACGUUAUAUACCCAAGGUCGUCAACAGCUUGAUUCAAAGGAUGAACCUUGUCCAGUAUCAGGACGUAUGCGCAGGGAAGUACAGCGGCGGAAAUAAGAGGAAGCUGUCUACAGCCAUCGCACUAGUCGGCAACCCCGCCAUUGUUUUCAUGGAUGAGCCUACGACUGGCAUGGACCCUAAGGCGCGUCGCUUUCUGUGGAACAUCAUCACCGGCAUCAUGAAGGAAGGAAGGACCGUUAUCCUUACUUCGCAUAGUAUGGAGGAGUGCGAGGCGCUGUGUAACAGAGUUGCCAUCAUGGUGAAUGGACAGAUGAAGUGCCUUGGUAGUCCACAGCAUCUCAAAAACAAAUUUGGCGAUGGAUACACGGUAAUCUUGAGAGUGGCUGGUUCUAACCCCGACACCGAACAAGUCUGCCAGUUCAUCAUCCAGUGCUUCCCCAAUGCUGUUCUUAAGGACAAACACCAUAACAUGGUGGAGUAUCAGAUCCCUUGCCAGGGGCUGUCCGUAUCCCGUCUAUUCGGACACCUUGAGGCCAACCGGAAGAUGUUCGACAUAGAAGACUACUCCGUCACACAAACCACCCUAGACCAGGUUUUUAUCAACUUUGCCAAGGAUCAGACUGACGGUUUGGAUGACGAGCAGUGCAAUGAGCAAGCACAGCCUGGCGACACAAAGAUGGAGACCUUCCGCUCCAGUCACGCGAUCUCUGGUGACCAUCAAACUGCUGCUGUCGACGUUUAACUAUAGCAAUGAACUUAUUAAUGUGAUUUCAGGGAAGCUCACCUGAUCCCGUUAGGAAAAUGGCAUGCUUAUUUGUGGUCGGUGACCUCUAAAGACGUCAUUGGUGACCUCGUUAAAGCACCACUUUAAGUGUGUUUUCGAGACCCCACAUCACGCAUGGUGCAACAUCGAAAUAAUCUUAAUUAAGUAGGGAGGAAAGAGAGAAGAGUAGAUUGAGGUUAUAUGAGAAAAUCCGAUUAUGACGGAGGGAGGGGGGGGGGGGGAGGGUUGUUACGGAGGACAGAGUUUGGGAGGAGGGAAAGAGUAGGUUUUAUCGGGAUUCGGGUUUAAUUUUGUCUAUUCAAGGCCAGUAGAAACAGAGUUUGUUAGGCUCAGUUCUGUUACUUAACCAGGAAAUUCCCUCUAAUUUGGCUGAUAUAUGCUAUGUGUGCUAGGCGCUCUCCGUGUUUGAUAAGAAAACCCGGUCAAGUUACGUUGCGUACCUGAGCUAAUACCUCGAGCACUUUUAAGGCAAAAAAGUAUCAGAACCGAGCCCAACAAACUCCGUUCCUACAGCUCUUGCCCAUUCGCACGUUUUAAUCGAUUUUUAUUUCUAACUGCGCCCCAGCGUAUUGUAAGUAUUAUAUCUUCGAUUGUUCAAUAUUACUAAAAUAGGGUUGUACAUAAUAUACAUUGUAUAACAAUAUGCACACAACGGUGCAUUUUCGAUUCGACGCGUUGGUCUUGGUGUAGUCGCUCAAGUUAUUAGACGGGAUUCUUUAAACCCUCGGCAUGACAUGUUGCAUGAAUAUCCUAGUAAGUAUCAGCAUUAAAUGCAAGUAUUGUCCCUCUGAUUCCGUGAAGUGUUCAGUUAAGACUUGUUUCAGGUUAAUAAUUUAUGCUCGAUUAUUGCACCAGGACCUUGCCUAUUUUUAGUUAAGACUUCCGGUGUUAUGUUUUCGUCGCUUCACUUUUUCUAUGUGUUUAUUAUAGCCUACUUGUAGGCUUUGAUAGUUUUUCCGGCACGAAAACCCCGAAAACACGACAGACAUAAGAAAGCAUGUGUGGCGAAAGAUAAGCAAUAGAGAGCCCUUGUGUUGUUAUGAUUCGCAUGAGAAAACUCUUGUCACGCAUAAGUAUUUGCCGUCACAUUUCUAGUCUCGGCAAUUCAGAUUACUUGCAAUCCAUGUAGAGAACGGGAGGCCUUAUAUGGAUACUUAUCGGUAUUUAUUUAAAAGCGAUAAGUGCUUAGGUGUUUUUUAUUACCACCAUUUUUGUUAUGUAGUCAUCUGGUCUUUGCAACAAAUGAAUAAAUGAACUCAAGAACUUUG